Messenger RNA from Gekko japonicus, 2569 nucleotides. RefSeq names its product P450 (cytochrome) oxidoreductase (gene POR). The record is from RefSeq and is a predicted model, not a curated record. The coding region runs from base 317 to 2284 and encodes 655 amino acids. NCBI's taxonomy places the organism in Eukaryota, Metazoa, Chordata, Lepidosauria, Squamata, Gekkonidae. The transcript is spliced from 17 exons. Gene Ontology annotation, cellular component: cytosol. Gene Ontology annotation, molecular function: FMN binding; flavin adenine dinucleotide binding; NADPH-hemoprotein reductase activity. Gene Ontology annotation, biological process: response to hormone.
AGGCUUGGGGACGGCCUCCUUCUGCUUGUCGCUCAGUGGUAGGCUCCAUCCCCUCCCCUGCCCUCCCUUUCUCUCCCCCCCUCUCUCUCCCUUCCUUCGCGAGGCCCAGCUGCUGCCGGUUCCUCUUUGCCAGCGGGGCUUUCGAGAGGAGGUUAGCUGGACCUCAGGUUGCUGAUACUGAGGAAAAGAUGUUUUCGACCCAAGACCCUGGAGAGCCACUGCCAGGAGGAGCCGCUUCUCAGCCACCAAGAGGACAGCGUCGACCCCGUAAGAAUUUUCCUCUGCGUAGGGCCUGGAAGCUUCCGAUUCCUCGAGCAUGAUAAUAGACAUGUUCCUCUUAGCCGCCAUCAUCGGUCUCUUGACCUACUGGUUUUUCUUCCGCAAGAAAAAAGAGGAGGUCCCAGAUUUCACAAAAAUCCAGCCGACAACAACAACAUCAACCAGUGAGGGCAGCUUUAUUGACAAAAUGAAGAAGACGGGAAGAAACAUUGUGGUGUUCUAUGGCUCCCAGACAGGGACUGCUGAAGAGUUUGGCAACCGCCUGGCCAAAGAUGCCCACCGGUACGGCAUGCGGGGCAUGUCUGCCGACCCUGAGGAGUACGACUUGUCCGACCUGAGUCGCCUCACCGAGAUCGAGAAGUCCCUGGCAGUUUUCUGCAUGGCCACCUACGGGGAAGGAGACCCAACAGACAACGCCCAAGACUUCUACGACUGGCUGCAGGAAACAGACGCCAACCUAGCUGGCAUCAAAUACGCCGUAUUUGGACUUGGGAAUAAAACAUACGAACAUUUCAACGCCAUGGGGAAAUACGUGGACAAGCGACUGGAGGAGCUUGGCGGCCAGCGGAUCUUUGAGCUCGGCCUGGGAGACGACGACGGGAACCUGGAAGAGGAUUUCAUCACGUGGCGCGAGCAGUUCUGGCCGGCAGUGUGCGAGCACUUUGGCGUGGAGGCCACCGGAGAUGAAUCCAGCAUACGUCAGUACGAGCUGGUUAUCUACGAAGACAUCAACAUGAACAAGGUUUACACAGGAGAAAUGGGCCGUCUCAAGAGCUACGAGAACCAGAAGCCGCCAUUUGAUGCCAAAAACCCCUUCCUGGCCCCGGUCACCGUGAACCGGAAGCUAAAUCAAGGCGGAGACAGGCAUUUCAUGCACCUAGAACUGGACAUCGCUGGUUCCAAAAUCCGGUAUGAGUCUGGAGACCACAUUGCCGUGUACCCAGCCAAUGAGGCUUCGCUAGUGAACCAGCUUGGCAAAAUCCUUGGGGCAGAUCUGGAUAUGGUCAUCUCCCUAAACAAUCUCGAUGAGGAGUCCAACAAGAAGCACCCGUUCCCUUGCCCCACCACCUAUCGCUCUGCUCUGACCUACUACCUGGACAUCACCAACCCGCCCCGCACCAACGUCCUCUAUGAGCUGGCGCAGUACGCCACGGACGCCAACGAGCAGGAGAAACUGCGCAAGAUGGCCUCCUCCUCUGCUGAAGGCAAGUCGCUGUACCUCAGCUGGGUCGUCGAGGCCCGGAGGAACAUCCUGGCCAUCCUGCAAGACACUCCCUCGCUGCGCCCUCCCAUCGACCACCUCUGUGAACUGCUGCCCCGCCUGCAGGCCCGCUACUACUCCAUCGCUUCGACCUCCAAGGUGCAACCAAACUCCGUCCACAUCUGUGCUGUAGUGGUGGAGUAUGAAACCAAGACGGGCCGGGUGAACAAAGGAGUGGCCACCAACUGGCUGAAGAACAAGCAUCCCAAUGAGAAUGGGCACAAGUCCACGGUGCCCAUGUAUGUCCGGAAGUCGCAGUUCCGGCUGCCUUUCAAAUCCGCCACUCCCGUCAUCAUGAUUGGGCCCGGGACUGGCAUCGCACCCUUCAUUGGGUUCAUCCAGGAGCGAGGCUGGCUCAAGCAGCAAGGCAAGGAGGUGGGUGAGACGGUGCUCUACUACGGCUGCCGGCACCACAAUGAGGACUACCUGUACAAGGACGAGCUGGCCAAGUUCCUCAAGGAGGGAGCCCUGACUCAGCUGAACGUGGCCUUCUCAAGGGACCAGCCGCAGAAGAUUUAUGUCCAGCACCUACUGAAGAAAAACAAGGAGAACAUCUGGAAACUGAUCCACGAAGGAAACUGCCAUAUAUAUGUGUGCGGCGACGCCCGCAACAUGGCCCGGGACGUCCUGAACACCUUCUACGAGAUCGUGGCCGAGUUCGGCAAGAUGAGCCAGCAGCAGUCCGUGGACUACGUCAAGAAACUGAUGACCAAAGGCCGCUACUCCUUGGACAUCUGGAGUUAGGGGGCCGGCGGCGUGGGCGGGGCCGUCCUGGUGGAGGAAGGGCUGCUGGGUGGAGAGCGGGGGGAGGGGGGGAACGGGACGCCCGGCUGCCACCGUGAGACUCUGCCUUCCUUUCACUCCUUUGCAUUCAGCCCCCCCACCCCCAGUGACAGGACAGGGCGUGGGGAGUCCACAGGGCUGACCCUGAAGCUAGGCAAGGCAGCACCGGUUCCCCAAGAGAACCAGCGAGCACCAACAACGUCUUCUGUCUCUCGUCCGACGACUGCUGCCAUGGGAGGCUCUCGG